Messenger RNA from Zingiber officinale, 1232 nucleotides. Its product is annotated as pyrroline-5-carboxylate reductase-like. Gene Ontology annotation, molecular function: pyrroline-5-carboxylate reductase activity. Gene Ontology annotation, biological process: L-proline biosynthetic process. NCBI's taxonomy places the organism in Eukaryota, Viridiplantae, Streptophyta, Magnoliopsida, Zingiberales, Zingiberaceae. The coding region runs from base 71 to 1030 and encodes 319 amino acids. The record is from RefSeq and is a predicted model, not a curated record. The transcript has 7 exons.
UCGUACGACUGUAUCAACUCUUUUCCCGUGUUAAGAGCUUCCGUGUCACGGACGGGACGACAUCUGGAAGAUGGAACCGUUUGCAGCCCUAAUUCUUCCGCCUGCCCACCCCUUAAAUAUCCAGCUCCGGCCGCCGCCACUAGGUCAGCAUUGUUCCCUAGCAGAGGAAAGGGCAAGUGGAUCUGUCGAGAGCUCUUGCUUGUCGGAGAUGGCUGUACCAUCCACGGACAUAUUCAAGCUAGGGUUCAUCGGCGCCGGGAACAUGGCAGAGAGCAUCGCCCGGGGUGUCGCUAAGUCUGGCGUCCUCCCGCCACCUAGCAUCCGCACCGCACAUCGGCGUCCUGAGCGUCGCCUCGUUUUUGAAUCAUUUGGCGUGCGAAUCCUUGAGACUAACUCCCAGGUUGUUGAUGAGAGUGACAUUAUUGUUCUUUCUGUGAAACCUCAAGCAGCUAAACAAGUCUUGUCAGAUUUGAAGCCCUUUUUAUCAGAUGAGAAACUUUUAGUAUCCAUAGCUGCUGGAAUUAAGCUAAGAGAUUUGCAGGAUUGGUCUGGUCAGCGUCGGAUAAUUAGGGUAAUGCCAAAUACACCUUCAGCUGUUGGACAAGCAGCAUCAGUCAUGUGUGUCGGGGAGAUGGCAACAGAAAAAGAUGAAGAACGUGUGGCCAGUUUAUUCCGUGCAAUUGGAAAGGUAUGGACAGCAGAUGAGAAGUAUUUUGAUGCUGUAACUGGUUUGAGUGGUAGUGGCCCUGCAUACGUAUAUUUGGCAAUAGAGGCCUUGGCUGAUGGUGGAGUGGCAGCUGGUCUUCCUCGUGAUCUUGCUCUUAGUCUGGCAUCACAAACGGUGUUAGGUGCUGCAACCAUGGUUAAUCAGACUGGAAAACAUCCUGGUCAGCUGAAAGAUGCAGUGACAUCCCCUGCUGGGACGACAAUAGCUGGGAUUCAUGAACUGGAGAAGGGUGCAUACCGUGCUACCCUGAUGAAUGCUGUUGUUGCUGCCACCAAACGUUGCCGAGAGCUAUCACAGUCAUAAAUAAGAAUUUGCUUAACGAGCUCCAUUGCUAAGAUUUUGCAAUUAGGCAUAGUGAUUAAUAGUCUAGUGUCUGCCAGUCCAUCCUUGUCAAAAUAAGAUAAGAAACUAGCUAAGACUUCCUGAGCCAGAAUCAUUGUGAUAGUUCAUGCCAAUAUUGUAUCAUCUUCACACAUUAGUUGCCAAGGGCACUAUUUCUCAUCAA